AUGGAUAAAUGCAUCCUUCUACUUACGCUCUUUACUGUAAACGCAAAUAAUUUAUUUCUACUUCAUCAACCGAACUUCAAUGAUUUAUAUAUUAGCGAUUAUUUGACGUUAGAGAGUCUAUCACAGAUUCGUACAUUAACAUCGUGUGCCUAUAGAUGUGUCAUAAAUAGAGGAUGUGUAUCAGUGUUUUAUGAUAAGAAUACCAAACAAUGUGAUUUAAAAUCUGUACUAUACCCGGUGACAGACAAUAGUUUUACUCAGAUCGGUUCACGGUAUUAUAGUGUUUAUGAAGAAGGUUGUCCUAAAGACUUUAUCAGAAACAGAAAAUACCACCUAUGUUAUAAACCGUAUUUUGAUACAAUCGAGUGGAUAUAUGAUGGUAUGAGCAACUGUGACGUCGGUGGUUAUGUCUUGCUGAGAGCUAACACAGUUGAGGCCUAUCGCCAUGUAUCGGAUCAACUGAUGGUCACACCAGAAGGCGAUGGAUAUGGAUACUAUGUCGAUGGAAGUGACGAGUACACUGAAGGUCACUGGAUAUUUGAAGAUGGAACCCCAAUGACAGCGUUUAUUUGGGGAGAUAAUGAACCCGAUAAUAGUACCUAUUCAGAUUUUAUUUAUCUUAAACGCAGCAACGGUAAAUAUAUAAUGUCCGACACUCAAAAUGAAUUGUAUGGCGAUUAUAUUUGUCAAAAAAGAAUGAACGAGGAAGAAAAUUUAAUAGGGUUGAUGGCUCUUAAAUGA
Lottia gigantea (owl limpet) is the source of this 741-nucleotide messenger RNA. RefSeq lists its product as hypothetical. NCBI's taxonomy places the organism in Eukaryota, Metazoa, Mollusca, Gastropoda, Lottiidae. The transcript is spliced from 3 exons. Bases 1 to 741 code for a protein of 246 amino acids. The record is from RefSeq and is a predicted model, not a curated record.